GUCCAGAGAACAGGAAGCUGAUUGAGUCUCUAGGAAAACUGGCUUUUGAUCAGCUGCUGAAGGGAAACCUGAUCUUCUAUGACAAAGAUCUCACACAGUGCGGCAUCAACAUCCAAGAUGCUGCGUUGUUCUCAGGAGUUUUCACUGAGAUGUUUAAAAGAGAGAAAGGGACACGCGACGUCUCCGUCUACUCCUUUGUUCAUCUGAGCAUCCAGGAGUUUCUGGCUGCAGUCUACAUGCUCCACUGCUUCACCAGCUGGAAGUCAGAGGAGAUCAAGACGUUCCUGGGAGACGAAUACAGAGAAACAUCUCUAGAUGAGUUCAUGAAGGAAGUCAUGGAGAAAUCCCUCCGCAGUAAAAAUGGCCACCUGGACCUGUUUGUCCGCUUCCUUCAUGGUCUCACUGUGGAGUCCAACCAGAGAGACUUAGAAGAUCUGCUGGGUCAGACAGAGACCAGUCCAGAAACCAUCCAGAGAAUCAUCACCAACCUGAAGGAGAUGAACGCUGAUAGAAUCUCUCCUGACAGAAGCAUCAACAUCUUCUACUGUCUGGUGGAGAUGAACGACGUCUCAUUUUAUCAGGAGAUCCAACGGCUGCUGGAUUCAGGGCAGCAGCUCUCAGUGACUAACUGUUCAGCUCUGGCCUUCAUGCUGCAGAUGUCAGAGAAGGUUCUGGAUGAGUUGGACCUGGAGAAGUACAACACAUCAUCAUCAAUGGACGACAGAGACUGGUUCCAGCUGUGAGGAACUGCAGAAAGGCUCGACUUGGUGACUGUUUGCUCCAAAAGGCUGAAUGUAAAGUUUUGGCCUCGGCUCUGAAGUCCAACCCAAAUCUGACUGAACUGGAAAUAAAUCAGAUCAACAUAGUGGAAGGUGGAGAAUCUGAUAUGAAGCAUCUGGUUGAGAUCCUGGAGAAUUCAGUCAGUAAAGUGAAGAAACU
This is a messenger RNA of Poeciliopsis prolifica (blackstripe livebearer), 939 nucleotides long. Its product is annotated as protein NLRC3-like. The coding region runs from base 150 to 743 and encodes 197 amino acids. NCBI's taxonomy places the organism in Eukaryota, Metazoa, Chordata, Actinopteri, Cyprinodontiformes, Poeciliidae. The record is from RefSeq and is a predicted model, not a curated record. The transcript is spliced from 2 exons.